GCGGCCCUGGUACGCACAAUGGCCCGAGCGGGCGGCGGAGCUGGAGCCCCACCCAGUGCGGAGCGCGCCGCGGGCCGCGCCGGAGGCUGAGCGCCUCGCCCGUCGAGCGCGCCGGCGCCGGGCCAUGUACUCGGGAAACCGUAGCGGCGGCCAGGGCCACUGGGAGGGCGGCGGGGCCGCGGGCGCCGAGGGGCCGGGACCGGCGGGGCCGCUCAGCCCCGCGCCUCUCUUCAGCCCGGGCGCGUACGAGCGCCUGGCGCUGCUGCUCGGCUCCAUCGGGCUGCUGGGCGUCGGCAACAACCUGCUGGUGCUCGUCCUCUACUACAAGUUCCAGCGGCUCCGCACUCCCACCCACCUCUUGCUGGUCAACAUCAGCCUCAGUGACCUGCUGGUUUCCCUCUUCGGGGUCACCUUUACCUUCGUGUCCUGCCUGAGGAACGGCUGGGUCUGGGACGCCGUGGGCUGCGUGUGGGACGGGUUUAGCAGCAGCCUCUUCGGGAUUGUUUCCAUUACUACCCUAACUGUGCUGGCCUAUGAACGUUAUAUUCGUGUGGUCCAUGCCAGAGUGAUCAAUUUUUCCUGGGCCUGGAGGGCCAUUACCUACAUCUGGCUGUACUCACUGGCAUGGUCAGGAGCACCUCUGCUGGGCUGGAACAGGUACAUCCUGGACAUACAUGGACUAGGAUGCUCUGUGGACUGGAAAUCCAAGGACGCCAACAACUCCUCCUUUGUGCUUUUCUUAUUUCUUGGCUGUCUGGUGGUGCCUCUGGGCGUCAUAGCCCAUUGCUAUGGCCAUAUUCUGUAUUCCAUUCGAAUGCUUCGUUGUGUUGAAGAUCUUCAGACAAUUCAAGUGAUUAAGAUUUUAAGAUAUGAAAAGAAAGUGGCAAAAAUGUGCUUUUUAAUGAUAUUUAUCUUCCUUAUCUUUUGGAUGCCUUAUAUCGUGAUCUGUUUCUUGGUGGUUAAUGGUUAUGGACACCUGGUCACUCCAACAGUAUCUAUUGUUUCAUAUCUCUUUGCUAAAUCAAGCACUGUAUAUAAUCCGAUUAUUUAUAUCAUCAUGAUCAGAAAGUUCCGAAGAUCUCUUUUGCAACUGCUAUGUUUCCGACUGCUGAGAUGUCAGAGGCCUGCUAAGGACCUACCAGCCAAUGGGAGUGAAAUGCAGAUCAGACCCAUUGUGAUGUCACAAAAAGAUGGGGACAGACCAAAGAAAAAAGUGACUUUUAAUUCUUCUUCCAUUAUUUUUAUCAUCACCAGUGAUGAAUCACUAUCAGUCGAUGACAGUGACAAAACCAGUGUGCCAAAGGUUGAUGUAAUCCAAGUUCGUCCUUUAUAGGAAGGAAUAAUGGUAAUGAAAGAUGAGGCCUCCUACUGGAAACCACUUCUAGACUUCCAUUUUAAGGACUGUUUUGGAAUCCCCAUUCUAUGUAAUAUUUUGGGGGAGGAAAAACUUUCUUCUGCCCUAAAAGUUUCUUCUGCCUGGUGUAGGAAUAAAAUUGACAUGAGACAGAUUAACAGGAGAAAAAAAACCCAAAAGUUUAAUUCUGUGUGCGCGGAGUCCCAAUAAUAAAAUUGAGACCCAAAGAAAUGAGCAAGACAUGUAGCUUUUACACAUUUUAGACAAAGAGACAUAAAUCUAUAAGGAAUUGACAGGACAGGAAAAUUCAUGUUUGGGAACUUCGAUCAGUAAAGAAUUCUAAACGGGAUUUGGGCUGGGUAGUAAUUUAGUAAAAGUAAGGUUUAUUUAUGUAGGUUUUUUCAGCCCUCAAUUCUCUCUCUCUGAUGAUACAGAUGUCUCUCUACCCCCUGCUUUAGGAAGGUACUUGUCACACAAGAGAUUUCCUGCUUUCAGGGGGACAAAGGAAGGUCAGACUGUCUUUUUUGCACUUGCUGUUUCUUAAGGAAGUUUAAUUCAAAAUUGUGGCAUAUUUUGGGGCAGCCUGCCCUGGGCUCCCACAAUAUCAACAGAACUUUUGUGGCUCAGCAGGAAAUCUGAAUUGCCCGUAUGCUUUCUAGUCUCUGGAAGCAACUGAGCAAGACAAUUGUUUUAAUUCAAUGGGUGCUUUCCAUAACGAAAAACCACUUAUGGCACAAGAUGGGCAUCUGGCACCAUCAACUUCUAACAUGUUGAAAAUUUUCAUUUUGAAUAUAUUUUUUUAAAUGACACUAUUUUCCAAGGCACAUAAUACAGUUUUCUCAAAAAUACUUAGCUGUAUUCACAGCUCAAAAAUAGCUGUAAAAAUAACUUUGUAUCAUACAUGUGUGAAAUCACUAGGAAAUCUCAAAUUUUCUGUAGUGUUGGAUCCUAAUCACAGUCACAUCCUCUUUUUGACCAAUCAAAUUUAUCAAAGAGACAAUUCCAGGGUGAAAAAGAAAAUCAGCACCUUGGCUUCCUCUGAAAAAAAAAAAAGACUUGCUGUAUGCAAUAUGAUAUAGAGGAGCUUCAAGAUGAAUAAGCAAGGUGUUAUCCCUCAAGCACAUGCUCUGAGGUUAGUAAAUAAAUCUUCCCCCAUUUCCUAGGCAUUUUUCAAACUCUUGCUUCUAUACUAUAUUGUAUAGUAUAUAAGCAAUGCUGCUAAGCAAGCUCCAGAAGGAAUAUUAAAAAGCAACCCAGGAAAGAAAAGGUGGUGAAUUUCAAAGUAAUCAUGGAGGCUAGGGAAUCAUACAUUAGCAGGGGAUGUACAUGGAAAGGAUGUGUUGAUGGCCGAUAAGUAUUUCCAUGUUUCAUUUCAAACAUAACUCGGCAAGACUAUCUUCUCUUCUUGACAAUUUGCCACAAUUUUGCCAAGAGUUUUGGGUUUAGAAAAGGAGUUCCAAGCAAAAAAUUAAACAAACCUACAUUUGAAGGGGAUGAAAGUAAGUGUAAAACUGUACUCGUAAAAUGUAUUAUUUAAUCCUUUUUGCUCUUCAGUCAGUCUACUGGCUAAUCAAUGGUCAGUGUUAGUGAAGAUGCCAUUUUCCCAUGAGUCAUUGUUUAGACUACACACAGCUCAUUAGAACUCAAGGAUUUCUUUAACUAUAUAAAAAAGAAACUUUAAUUUAAUUUUAUUGCUUAGUUUUUAUUUCUUAGAUGACUGUCCUACUGGUGUAGCAUCUUCAUGAUUAAUCAUGUUUGAAAGACUUCGGAGUGUUUCAGUUGCUCAACUGAAGAAGGAAGAACCAAAGAAAAUGUUUUCACUAAAAGAACUUUUCAAAAUCAAGUUUAUCGCUGGUUAGUAAACUGCUUCUUGAGAAUCUCAAAUGGAAUAAUUUCUAUAAAAACUGUCUUCCCUUAUUUCCUUUCCACUCUGUUGUAUAUAUCGAUGUUUAAUUUGUAAAUAAAACUCUUAUUCUUCACUUAGUAUGGCAUUAAUAGCCCCCCCUUUUUUUAAUCUUCAAAAGGUAAUACUGGCCUUUGAAGACUGUGAAAUAAAAUUAGUUCAUUUUGUAACUCUCUAGAGUGCCCCAAAUCCCUCAUUUAUACUUCCAGUUUUAGUAAGUGAAGCUGAGCUCUAUGCUGGAUAAGUUCCAUCCACGUGAUCAAAACUGUACUUAACAUGUUAGGCAAAUCAUAGUUUCUAGUCCUGGGUGUUAGGAGUCAGUCCUAUUGUGACCUUAACUACGUCCUUGAAAGAGAAGAUGAGAUCAAUGUCUUCCUUGAGGCCUCUGGUGCUUUACUUUUUGAGAAGUGAAAGAGAUCUUCAUCAUUGCAUUUUUAUAUUUAGAAUGACCACAUCUAUGUGUAGUGUUGUGGGAAAGCUGUGUUUUGCAAUUUAAACUGUAGUUUGGGGUUGGUUCCCCCCCCCAAUAAUCACAGUGAACACACAGAGAAAUUCUAUACUGAAUUUAAUUGUAAGCUGACAUAUAUUUUUCACUAGUGAAUUAAAGAUGAUGAUAGAAACAUGGUUUUGAUCCUUAGUUUUAGUUAAAAAGAAAUCCAUUUGCCACUUCAGAAUCUUUAUAUCACCUGCUAAUGAUAUCGGGAUUUUUUUCUAGUGACUCCAUAGAGUUUGCAGGGAAACAUGUCCUGUUAUCUGGAAGGAAGUGAGCCAGUCCCAUGGUCUUCUGAAGUAGUGCAGGGGUCUCAGUGACAUGGAGCUCAUAAAUAGGUAGGUACUACCAAUGGCUAUCAGUGCCCCAAAGAAAAAGAGUCCUUUGUUUAUCACCUGUAAAAACAGCAAGAAGUCUCAUUUUAUUUGUCCAGAGAUAAAGAUCUUAAAAGACUUCAUUCUUAAACAACCAAGGAGUAUACAAUGUCUUCUUUGUUCUUUAACCUAAAACAGCAAUUUAAUUGCAUGAUCACUAGGUCAAGACCUACAGUGGUUGGUAAGGUCAGGAAUUUGGAGCUUCCUUCCUCUGUCUCUGUCCUCUCUCCCUUCCCAGAAAUAAUUGAAUCCAUUGUUCUGUAUAAUGAAUUCUUAGCAGUCUGCCUUUGUAUAGCCAUAAACACACACACAGUUUAUAAAAAGAGUUAUAGUGCUAUCUUAGAAGAGUACUGUGACGAAGCCACAAAUGAUUCAGUCACUGCUCAGACCCUGCACAGAGUCUCCAUGAGAAGAGUGAUUGGCUUGGUGGCAUUAAGUGUCCUGCAUUCUCACUGCCUGUCACUGUCUUUCCCCUAUUAGACUUUUAGUUCCUUGAGGGCCAGGGUCCUAUUUUUUUCAUCUUUGUAGGCAUAAAUCUAGAUUCCUUCCAAUCCAGUCUCCACACAGCAAAGCAUUCUUUCUUUUUUUUUUUUUUUAAGAUUUUUUUUUAUUUAUUCAUUUGAGACACAGAGAUACAGAGAGAAAGAGAGAGUGCAUGCACAGGUGGAGAGGCAGAGGGAGAGGGAGAGGGAGAAGCAGGCUCCCCGCCGAGCCAGGAGCUGGAUGUGGGGCUCGAUCCCAGCAUCCUGGGAUCAUGACCUGAGCCUAAGGCAGACGCUUAACCAUCUGAGCCACCCAGGUGCCCCCAAAGCAUUCUUUCUAAAGUCCACACCUGAGUCUAUUAGUCUCCAUUGGUCUCCUUGCUUCCCUCGACAUAAUAUUCAAAAUGCUUGAGGUCCUUCUUGCCAUUCCAGCUGCACCUCCGGCCAUUCUCACACAUCAGGGCUGCCUUCCAGGCCCACUGAGCCCCACCCACCCCGGCCCCUUCCUUUCUCCUCCAAGGCAGUUGUGCCCCUCCACGGAAGCUGUCAGCCUGCCCCACCAGCCUCUGAGCUACAGGAGGAGAGGGGCUGCUGCUUAUUCAUCACCAUGCCCAGCUCAGUGUCUAGACAUUGAAUAAAAUGAUUUGCUGAAUGAAUAAACUUGUUAGGUUUUCAAAGUCAAAGAUCAGGAAUCUGAAUGUCUAUUUACUGGCAUCUCUGGGUCAGCUGCUUAAAAUGAACAUGUUAUGGCAUUAAAUUGGAAUUAGAUUAUGUUUUAUAAGUGAUUCAAUUCUGUCCAGUUUUACAAAUUAUACCCAUAAAGAUAUUGCAUGGAGCAAAAUUCAGUUGCUAAAUAAAAGUAAAAAAAUCACAUUGCUAAAAUAAAGUAAAACAUUUAGAAAUACUAGCAUCAGGGGCGCCUGGGUGGUUCAGUUGGUUAAGCGUCUGAUUUUUUAUUUUGACUCAGGUCAUGGUCUCAGGGUUGUGGGAUCAAGCCCCACGUCAGGCUCUGAGCUCAGCGUGGAGUCUGCUUGUCCCUCUCCCUCUAUUCCUUCCCCCACUUGUGCUCGCACUUUCUCUCUCUAAAUAAAUAAAAUCUUAAAAAAAAUAAAUAAUAGCAUCAGUUUCUUUUUUGAAUUUCUUCCCUUCAGAAGCACUCUCUCUCUCUCCCCCUCUUGCUUGCUCUCUCUUCCUUUCUCCCUUUUUGUAAUUUUGUUCAUUAGGCACUUUACCCUCUGUGUACCAGGACAGUUUUUAUUUGGAAGCAAACAUUUGGUGUCUAUCACAUCGAUUCUGAAUCUGCCUGAAGAACCAUAACCAUAACACUAUGAACUUCGAUUUGUUCUGACCUUCUUCUGCCAGUGCCAGUGCAACACUGCCUCAUGGUAUCUUAUUCUGGAAAAGGUGACCUGUAAGGACAUUUAAAAAGUAUUCUUGUGAUUCUUUAAUGGCUGAACAGAAGAAUAAAAUGAGGAGGUGUCUUAAAUCCAGACCUUACCAUGGUAUAGAGGGGGACAAAGGUAGAUGGCAUAAGAGCAUGAAGAAAUCUUUCCAUGUUCUUUUGGAAGAUGAACCACCUCGAGUUGACAUGUGCUCUCAUCUGCAAUAAUGUAAGAGUCUUAAAGAACACCUCCAAUGAAUAACGUUUAUUUCUUUUCUACAACAUAUUCCUAUUCACUGCAAAGCUGGACACAGUGUAGUCAAAUUCUUAUUUCCUUAACAGUCAUUUCCAAUCCCUUUUAGUAAAAGUAUAAAUCAUUACCUUGAAAAGGUUGAGCAACUGCUUUAAACCUGUUAGAGAACUCUAUUUUGCUCAUGGGGCAAUACGGGAACUCCAUUUCAGUGAAAGGUUUGUUCAACCAGAUCUGGGGAUAGUCUGUGGGACCAAAGAUUUGACUAAUUGCCAUUGUUUCCUGUCUGGUUUGGAAUCUUCAUGGCAAGAAGGGAUCUUUGAAGCUGUGUCUGUCUUGACUUACUCCAUACUGAGAACAAAUACUGUGUUAUAGCUGUCUUGUUUUUAAAGACACAUGCAAGUUACAUCAGCGAAGACUUUCAGUAUCCUAUAGAACUUCCUUCACCACAUAUGAAACAAUUCUGCUCACACUGAAAUCCACUUUAUCUUUUUUGUCUAGUUUUUUUUAUUUUUUUUUGUCUUUUCUUUAAAUUUAUCUUGUAGGAUUUUUCAUUUGAUCAUUUAAAAAGUUUAAUCGUAACUAUUUGUUGUGAAUUUUUCAUGUGACUGACUCAAAAUGUAAUUGUGUUUUUCUUCUAAGUAUUAAUCCUCUGACCAUGAAUUUAUUUGGUAUAUACAUAUUUUUUUUCGGUGCAUAAGGCCUCAAUGGAUAUUAUAAAGCUACUCCAAAUUUGUAGCUUAUAAUGUUAACAGUGUUAAGGUCAUUUAAUGUUUCUUAAAUCUUCCAAAUAUGUUAAUACAUAUCAAAAUUAUAUUUUCCUUAAAAUAAAAUAUUACUAG
Mirounga angustirostris (Northern elephant seal) is the source of this 7076-nucleotide messenger RNA. RefSeq names its product opsin 3 (gene OPN3). Gene Ontology annotation, molecular function: G protein-coupled photoreceptor activity. Lineage: Eukaryota; Metazoa; Chordata; Mammalia; Carnivora; Phocidae. Bases 125 to 1333 code for a protein of 402 amino acids. Gene Ontology annotation, biological process: G protein-coupled receptor signaling pathway; phototransduction; cellular response to light stimulus. Gene Ontology annotation, cellular component: plasma membrane; photoreceptor outer segment. The transcript has 4 exons. The record is from RefSeq and is a predicted model, not a curated record.